Molecule: messenger RNA, 1303 nt
Organism: Cheilinus undulatus (humphead wrasse)
Lineage: Eukaryota; Metazoa; Chordata; Actinopteri; Labriformes; Labridae
Product: diablo homolog, mitochondrial-like
Exons: 6
Coding region: 166-975 (269 amino acids)
Biological process (GO): intrinsic apoptotic signaling pathway in response to oxidative stress; neuron apoptotic process
Cellular component (GO): mitochondrion
Source: RefSeq, a predicted model, not a curated record
GCAAGAUCACAAGCAGCAAAAACAGUAUUCUGCUACUUUUACAAAGGCUGUUAAACUGUGAAAGGACCUGAUUGUAGUUCAAACUGCAAAAAGAAGAAAACGACUGUCAGCAACUUUUUCUCACAUAGCGCAUAGACUCAGUCUGAGUGCAGCAAAAUCUGCAAAAUGCAAGCCAUUCGACAAUGUUCAAUGUGUGCCAGCAGCGCUGCUGGAGGACUUCUGAGAAACCAGGCAGACUUUUCAUUUCUGCGGACAAACAAGAGCAUGCUCAGGAGGGGAGCCACCUGUGUCCGCUUCAUAAGCAUUUCUGAGAGUGGACAAUUCAGCAGCACAACACCUGAAGUGCAAAAGAUGGGCGAACAGACAAAUACUGCAACCAAGGGCUAUACAUCUUCAAGCGUUGCCAGUGGGCUCAACUCUCUCCCCUUCUCACAGCAUGUGGAGAACCUCUCUCACGACUCCCUGAUCAGAAGAGCGGCCUCAGUGGCAACAGAUGGUUCAAAUACUUUCCUCUCACAGUCCUCCUUGGCUCUCAUCGAUGCCCUCACUGCCUAUUCAAAGGCUGUACUCACUCGCAUUGCUUUCCAAAGACGCUACUUGGCCACGCUGGGAAAACUGACCCCAGCAGAGGAGGAUUCACUCCUGGAGGUGAUCAAUGUCCAGCGUGCAGAGGCUAGUGACAGGCUGGAGGACUGCAAACGCCUUGAGUCAACCUGGAUCAAUGCUGUCAACUUGUGCAAAAUGGCAGCUGAGGCAGCACACAAUUCAGGAGCUGAACACGCAUCUAUGACAGUGAGGACAAACAUUCAGGUGGCCCAGUCGCAGGUGGAGGAGGCUCGUAAACUGUCUGUUGAUGCUGACAAGAAGCUGGCUGAGACAAAGGUCGAGGAGAUCCAGAGGAUGGCAGAAUACGCAGCUUUUAGAUGGGAUAAUGAAGAGCACGAGGUGCAUGAGGCCUAUCUGAGAGAGGACUGAGAUAGACGGAGUAACCAGGAAAUCAUGCAAACACGAGCGCAUGUUUCAACUUUGAAAGCUGUGACCUGUCAACCAUUUAUUUAACUUUUUGUUCUCAUUUCUUUUUGAGCCCUUAAGUUGUGUUUGUAGCAACAGUAUUUUAAAAAAGAGAUAUUAUAAUUAUGAAAAAAGCCUAAUUUAUUAUUUAAGACUAUUUAUUUUAAAAGUAAAUGACAGCUGCUUUCUGAGCUUCUGAAUAAAUGAUUAUGGGCUGUGGGCUUAUCCAACAUUGUAUCACAGUGUUCUUUAUUGUAUGGAUUUUUGUUGAAUAAAAAGUUUCAAAAUGAAA